AUGGCCACCACCCUACCGACAGGUCCGAUAGCUUCAGGCCAUUCUCUAUUCGAGUUUGGGUCCGAACGUAUGCCAGACUCCAUGACACCGCUGGCAACACCUGAUCCAACUGUUAGCCGUCUUCCACAAAUACGGAAUUGGCUUGCAAAACUCGUGUUAUCCAAGAACCCCGAUCCCUCGUCUUCAGUUCUUGCACCUUACACACAUAUGGACCCAGAUCCGACUACGACCAAGUUAUCGAUGGCUACCAUACCCAAGGAUGCCAUCUUACCAACAAAGGGAUAUUUCGGCCACCUGCAACAGAAACCUGAAUGUACAGUGUCCAAUUGUAUCCUUGAUAUGCUCACUGAUUGUUUCCUGCGACCAUAUAGAAACCUCUGCGCACAUCGCUGGCUUAAUAUCAUUGCCCCGAAUGGCACAUCUGGUGACUUUAAACUAUACUUGAACGCACUGUCGAAAGACAGUCAACUGAACUACGAACUAGAGGCUGCGGCGCUUGUCAAAGACUGGACGUGGACUGGGAAUACCGUGUACAAGCAGGGCAUGGGUUGGAUUGGCGUGGGCGGUGCAUCGUCGUCAUUGCUUUUGUAA
Molecule: messenger RNA, 591 nt
Organism: Suillus plorans
Lineage: Eukaryota; Fungi; Basidiomycota; Agaricomycetes; Boletales; Suillaceae
Exons: 6
Coding region: 1-591 (196 amino acids)
Source: RefSeq, a predicted model, not a curated record